CGAGGGGCGGAGGGGAGGAGGGCGAGGCAGGCACCGAGGGCUGGCCCCAAGGUGAGCCAGGCGGAGUGGGGCCAUUUCCCUUCCUGCUGAUUUGAUGAGAUUGUUGACAGUGAGCAGAUGAGCCUCCUCCUGUGGUGCGAGACUACUCAUUCGGCUGCCGAGGCUGGCUGGCAGUGUGUCCGUGUUUGUGUCUGUAUGUCGAGUCUUCACCUCCUCCACCGCGGAGCAAAAUCUCCGUUUCCGAAGAGUACUGUGCUUCGAGAGUGACGUGAAGAUCACUCUACUACAAAAUCCCGAACUGAAUGUUGAGAGAAGUUUGUUUGCGUGGUUCCGUAUCCGGCUCAGAUUUGGAACAUUUGUGUGUGUGUUGGCUUCCGCACGCGGGAUUCGAGCUUGAAAAGUGGUGGCCUUGGGUUGUGUUUUGCUCUUUGAUUGUGCCCGAAGCUCGGCCGAUACCUGGCUACUCCGGAGGCAGUGGUGUGGGGAAGGAAGCAUCUCCGCUUAGAAACAUAUAUGGUUUCGGUGUACGAGAGGCGUCACGUGAGUGAGAGUGUUAUGGAUCUUCUGCAUCGACGGUAACAGGAUGCGAAGGAUUGCUGAAUCUCCAACUUUAGAAGACAUUUGACAAUUGGAACUGGAGGGGGAGAGAGAAGAAUACCCUUGGAGCCUCUAGUCGCCAGCAGCCGAGCUGAAGGUAAUGCGGCCGGAAGCGGAGUUGAAGAAGUAGUGACGGGCCCGUCAGGAAGUUAGUACAUUUGGAGGCAGUUCGGUACCAGCGUCGGCGACACAACUGAUGGAUUUGACCUCCUCACUUUUUUUGUGCGCCGAAAGAUUAGGCGGUGCACAGAGGGACCUCAUUUUGAGAUGGCGGAGGCCCUCUAGGAAGUAACGAAGAGUGUCCUCGAUACCCCGUGGCCGUUCGUCGUGGACAGAUAACUCGUGUCGUGCCCUCGAUUCGUUCAUCGAGGGAGCACGGGAGGGAGAGACAUUGCUGAACACGGGCCCGUGUAUGGUCCCAAGGCAUGAGCGGAAGCCGUGUCGAGACACAGGAGCAGAGAAGCAUCAGAAGAUGAUGGUGAGGAGUCUGACAGGAGAAGGCGAGAACGGGUGAUUAGGGGGAGGACGGUGGGGUUCGUAUCAGAUCAUGAGUACAAGGGUCUGUGAGUAUCAGAUACGUUGGCUGCUGGUCGUACUCGCCGGUCUCAUUGUCGUGAUAUCUCCCGAGGUCGAAGGCUACCCAUUGUCGUACGCCGUAGCGUCUGAUGCCCGUGCGUUACUGGAGUUCGCGGAAGGAAUCGACGAUCCCAAUGGCAAGCUGCAAUCCUGGCAGAAGACGGACAACGACCCGUGUCUCUGGAAUGGGGUUCUGUGCGAAACCACCGCCUCUGGAGAGGUAAGAGUAACUCAGCUGGACCUUUCCAAUUCUUCACUGUCGGGGUUCCUGGGCUGUGACCUCGCCCGGCUGACCGCACUGACGGUGCUGGACUUGUCCUACAAUGGGUUCAAGGGCUCCAUCCCCGGAUGUCUGGGCUCGUUGUGCCAGUUGGAGGAAUUGGUUCUCGAGCACAAUUCUCUGGAAGGGUCCAUCCCUUCUGGAGUGGCCAACUGCACCAGAAAGUUGCGUAUUCUGGAUCUCAGCGACAAUCUGCUCUCCGGAAGCAUCCCUUCGACCGUGGGCAACUUGUCCAGCCUCGAGACGCUGGAUUUGGGAACCAACGAGCUCACGGGCACCAUUCCUUCUUCUAUUCAGAGGCUAGUCGAAUUGGUAGAGCUUUCCUUGUUGGAUAAUUUGCUUUACGGUAGCCUCCCCUCCGGCAUAGGGAACCUGAGAAAUCUCGAGGUGCUGUUGCUGUACACCAACGGGCUCAAUGGGACGCUGCCGGCGUCGAUGGGCAAUAUGGCCAGCCUGAAGACCAUUCGAAUAGGUGCGAACAACUUCUCCGGGUCCCUGCCCUACGCCUUCGGGAACUUAACGUCCCUGGAGUUUUUGGGAGCCACCAACAACAAGUUGACUGGAAUCGACACUCCGUUCGAGCAAAUGCCGGGUUUGAUCACCUUGCAGCUCUACAACAAUCAGAUCAGCGGCCCCAUUCCCAAGAAUUUGGGGAUGUGCACAAACUUGCAGACCUUGGCGCUGUAUGAUAAUCAGUUCACCGGUGGAAUACCAGCGGAGUUGGGGAAUCUGACCAAUCUGAAGAACCUCUAUCUGUACGGAAAUCACUUGGAAGGGGGUGUGCCCCCGGAGCUGCAGAAUUGCAGAAGCCUCGUCGAGUUGGACAUUUCACAGGGCGGACUAUCGGGACCCCUUCCCGAAUUAUACGGUCUGGAAUACCUGGAGCUGGUGGCUCUUUGGAGCAAUCACUUGACGGGUAGGAUUCCGGAAGCGUGGGGCUCUCUCAAGUCGCUGAAAACCAUUGAUGUGUCGAAUAAUAGCUUGACAGGACGUAUCCCCGAAGUACUUGGAAGUCUGCCUAAUCUCGAGAAGCUGUCGUUGUACACGAACGAGCUGACGGGAAGAAUCCCUGAUAGUUUUGGCAAUUUGACUGGCCUCGUCAGCCUCGACUUGAGUGAGAACGAGCUCACGGGUCCAAUCCCAGGUUUUCUCGGAAAGACAGUCUCCAGCGUCAAUUGGUUGUUCUUGGAUCAAAAUUCUUUGACGGGUCCCAUUCCAGAGAGUUUGGUGAACUGCACUUCUUUGUCUGUCGUCCAACUGGGCAACAAUCUUCUCUCCGGGGGACUACCGUGGAACAUCGGACACAUUGGACCAUCACUGAUCACGUUGUCCAUUCCCAACGCGGGAUUGGAAGGCGAGAUCCCACCUUCCCUUGGGAACUGCACGGGCCUAAUUGCGCUGGACUUGAGUCGGAAUCAACUCCGCGGGUCUUUACCUCCGACCUUGCAGGGCCUGGAUAAUAGCUUGCGGAUAUUCUCUGUCAGGGAAAAUGAGCUGAGUGGAGAGUUCCCUCCUUGGAUUAGCCAGCUGGGCAAUCUGCAAGUACUUGAUUUGAGCAGGAAUAAUUUUAGUGGAGUCAUGAAUUUUAGUUUCUACGAUCUGAAGGCUUUCAUGAAUGGAAGCACUGGUGUGUCCGAGAAUUACGAGGUGGAGAUCACAAUUUCGGCUAAAGGAAGUACGCAGACUCUGAUAUACAUAUUGUCCAUGAGCUACUUCCUGGACCUCUCCGAGAACAACUUCACGGGAAGCAUUCCGGAGCAGUUAGGCGAGUUGAGAGAUCUGAAGUACCUGACCUUGUCUGGAAAUCGGUUCAGUGGAUCUAUUCCUGAAAGUUUUGCCAAUUUAGUUAACAUAGAAUCUUUAGACUUGUCAAGAAACCAGCUGUCCGGAGUCAUCCCGCAGGAGUUGACGAGCCUUACUUCCCUCUCCUACUUCAAUGUGUCGGGCAACCAUCUGUAUGGACAAAUUCCAGAGGGAGACACAUUUCGAACAUUUCCAUCUUCCUAUUUUCUCGAUAACGACGAUCUCUGCGGCUUUCCUUUGAAUCCUUGCGGCCAUCCCCCACCAGAAGUCCCUGGAAAUUACCCCCCAUCUAGAGAGACCCCCGGUGCCAAUGGCGAUGCUUUAGUUUCUUACUGGGCAGUAGGAAUAGGCUUUUUUAUCGGGUUCACUGGUGUUGCUGCCUCCUUAACCCUCAACAAAAAGGCGAGAACGCUCAUGUUCAAGCCUCGGGAGCCAGUCUACUCGGAAGCAGUCAUCUUCAACAAGCAGUAUGCAAUUUACAGGUGGCCGAAGGAUAGUUAGCCGCGGCCUUUCAGGCCAAUUGAAUAUGUUCAUCCUUUGUACUCCAACCUUUUCUUCGCCUUUCUUUGCUUACUUCUUUGGAUCCAGGCAUGUAUCAGUGAAGCUGGAUCUUUUGGAAGACUUCUGUGAGGUUGUCAAUUGCUAGUUUUUCUUUUCUUCUCUCCACCUUCGCAAGUUCGAGGAAGAAUGUCGAUAGAUAGCGUUCCCCCCAUCACCUAUUUGUGCAGAUUGAUUUACAGUCAAACCAAUUUUAGGGGAGAGCUGAUUGUACUGAUGUAGAAAGAGGAUAUCCUGAGGACUCAUGACAGAUGGACAGAGACGCCAAGUAUAAGUAUCGUCCUUCGUUCGUGAUGACCCAAUAAUCAACGAGCAUGGCUGUAUAAAUAGUAUAAUGUCUGUGCAAACACAUAGACACAAUUCAUGCUGUUGAAGAAAGUGAUCUAAUUGAAGUUCUCGGUUCGUAGACUUGGAGGCACACCAUAUCUCGUUAUCCACGAGUCAUGCUCACUCGUCCUUACUAGGUUCCUGGUCUGUGUGUACCGCACUGAGAUCUCUCUUUGUUUGAUAUGUGUUCCUUAACUUUUGGUUUGACCUUUGGCGAGCAGACGGUUCUGGAAUUGUAAAUGUCGAAGUGGUCACAUGACAUGUAAAUCAUCUGUCUUACAACCAGGAAUUCAGUCCCGUACCAGUUCGAUCUUCACAGUUUUGAACUCAUCGCUUGACCUGAUUAUGUUGACCUACAAGCUCCAAAAGCC
Marchantia polymorpha subsp. ruderalis is the source of this 4512-nucleotide messenger RNA. The record is from the annotation of a GenBank genome assembly. NCBI's taxonomy places the organism in Eukaryota, Viridiplantae, Streptophyta, Marchantiopsida, Marchantiales, Marchantiaceae.